Messenger RNA from Punica granatum (pomegranate), 1731 nucleotides. Lineage: Eukaryota; Viridiplantae; Streptophyta; Magnoliopsida; Myrtales; Lythraceae. The record is from RefSeq and is a predicted model, not a curated record.
AGUCAUGCCAUCAGCUAACGCCCACUCUUCACUAAUGGUGGUAGUAGGUGCAAACAAAUUCAUCAUCCCUCUCUCUCUCUAUGGAAAAAGUAGCGAUCUUUUCCUUUUCCGACUCCCAGUUAUCGCCACCUACCACAGCUCACUCUGCCAAAAGGGGAGCUCCUCCAAAGCAUUCAUUCCCCCAUAUAAAAAAUCUUUUCUUCCAUUUUCUCUCCCAAUUCAAGCAAGUUACCUUGCAUAUCUCACCGCUGUCAGUUCCCUUCUCUAUGGUCCCUCUUCCCCAAUUGUAGUUCUCGUUGGGGGUAGUCUCUGUUAUUGCCGUCACUAACUUGGUUAGUUGAGUGUGCUGGGGUUGCCUUCCUGUCAGCUUUCCAUAUUCUCCUUGUUCAGCCUAUCAAAGACCAAACUUGAAAUGGCGAAGGAAGCUGUUUCGCAGGAUGAAGAGGUUGUUCUUGGGGAAGAGAUCAACUGUGUGCGGCUGAUCACCUUGAACCGGCCUCGUCAAUUGAAUGUGAUCUCGUCAAAAGUGGUUUCUAUCCUUGCGGAAUACUUGGAGAAGUGGGAGAAAGAUGACAAGGCCAAACUUGUUUUGAUCAAGGGAGCAGGUCGAGCUUUUUCUGCUGGCGGAGAUCUGAAAAUGUUCUAUGAUGGCAGAAAAACAAAGGAUUCAUGCCUUGAAGUCGUCUAUAGGAUGUAUUGGCUUUGCUAUCACAUCCAUACCUAUAAGAAAACCCAUGUCUCUCUUGUCCAUGGAAUUUCGAUGGGUGGAGGAGCAUCGUUUAUGGUCCCGAUGAAGUUCUCAGUUGUCACGGAGAAAACCGUUUUUUCCACUCCAGAAGCAAGUAUUGGCUUCCACACAGAUUGUGGUUUUUCAUACAUGCAUUCCCAUCUCCCUGGACGAUUGGGGGAGUUCUUGGCAUUAACGGGGGGAAGACUUAAUGGUAAGGAAUUGGUGGCAACUGGCCUUGCAACUCAUUUUGUCCCUUCUGAGAAAUUUCCCGAGCUGGAGAAGCGCCUUGUAAGCUUGAAUUCUGGUGAUGAGGCUGCUGUAAAGUCGGCAAUUCAGGAAUUCUCUGUGGAGGUUAAGCUUGAUGAAGAAAGCAUUUUGAACAAAAAGUUGGUGAUCGAUGAGUGCUUCUCCAAGGAUACUGUGGAAGAAAUUAUAAAAUCAUUCGAAGCAGAGGCAAGCAAAGAAGGAAAUGGAUGGAUUGGACCGGUUUUGAAAGGGUUGAAGAGAUCAUCCCCAACAGGACUGAAAGUCACACUCAGAUCGAUCCGUGAAGGCCGCAAUCAGACACUUGCAGAAUGUCUGAAGAAGGAAUUCAGGCUGACGAUGAACAUUCUGAGAACAGAAAUAUCUGAGGAUGUCUACGAGGGCAUCCGAGCACUAACCAUUGACAAGGACAAUGCCCCCAAGUGGGAACCAUCAACUCUCAACAAAGUGGAGGACGAGAAGUUGGAUUUGGUGUUUAAGCCAUUCCCGGAGAAUCUCGAGCUCCAAAUUCCAGGAAAGGAAGAGUGCAGGUGGUCAGGAAAGUACGAGAACACACCUUAUCCAUCCUUAAAUCUCCAUGAAUGGAGCAAACUGAAGCUUUGAACAAGUACUCUUCCAAAGACACGAGCAAAGUAUUCUUGUUAUGGGUUGUAGUCUCCGAGUUUCGCCUCUGUAAUGAGAAGAUAUACUGUAUUUGUGUCAAACAGAUAUAUAAAAAUAAAGUUGCCUUUUCUUCA